Microtus ochrogaster (prairie vole) is the source of this 629-nucleotide messenger RNA. RefSeq names its product ubiquitin-conjugating enzyme E2 S-like. Lineage: Eukaryota; Metazoa; Chordata; Mammalia; Rodentia; Cricetidae. The annotation marks the transcript as partial. The transcript has a single exon. The record is from RefSeq and is a predicted model, not a curated record.
CCACCUGAUGGCAUUAAAGUCUUCCCCAAUGAGGAGGAUCUCACGGACCUGCAGGUUACCAUCGAGGGCCCUGAGGGCACCCCCUAUGCUGGAGGUCUGUUCCGUAUGAAGCUCCUACUGGGCAAGGAUUUCCCUGCCUCUCCACCCAAGGGCUACUUCCUGACCAAGAUCUUCCACCCAAAUGUGGGGGCCAAUGGUGAGAUCUGUGUCAAUGUGCUCAAGAGGGACUGGACGGCUGAGUUGGGCAUCCGACAUGUGUUGCUGACCAUCAAGUGCCUGCUGAUCCACCCUAACCCAGAGUCUGCACUCAACGAGGAGGCUGGCCGCCUGCUCUUGGAGAACUAUAAAGAGUAUGCUGCUCGGGCUCGACUGCUCACAGAGAUCCAUGGGGGUGCAGGUGGCACCAGCAGUGGGAGGGCUGAGGCUACCCGGGGCGUGGGAAGUGGGGCUACAGCCUCCACUGACCCUAUGACCCUAGGAGUCCUGGGAGGAGCCGAGGGUCCCAUGGCCAAGAAACACGCAGGCGAGCGAGAUAAGAAGUUGGCAGCCAAGAAAAAGUUGGAUAAGAAGCGGGCACUAAGAAGACUGUAGUGGGCUCUUCUCCUUUCUUCUUUCUGUUCUAUCCCCUC